Messenger RNA from Chenopodium quinoa (quinoa), 1071 nucleotides. Its product is annotated as protein FAR1-RELATED SEQUENCE 5-like. Gene Ontology annotation, biological process: regulation of DNA-templated transcription. Lineage: Eukaryota; Viridiplantae; Streptophyta; Magnoliopsida; Caryophyllales; Amaranthaceae. The record is from RefSeq and is a predicted model, not a curated record. The transcript has 3 exons. Bases 1 to 1071 code for a protein of 356 amino acids.
AUGAAGUUUAAUAAUCUUGAAGAGGGCCUUGAAUUUUAUAAAAGAUACGCAUUUGCUGCUGGAUUCAACACAAGAAAAUCUACAACUAAAAGGCAAAGAAGAAGCAAAGAAUUGAAAUCACAGUAUAUCUUAUGCAAUAAAGAAGGAUACAAAGAGAAAAGAAAGCCUACUGUUGAAAAAGAUUUAAAUAACAACGAAGGAGAAAGCAAUGAAGAAAAAACUUCAAUCAAAAGGAAGAGACUCGUUACUCGUGUUGGGUGCAAGGCACAUAUUAUCAUAAAGCAUUGUGAUGAUAACAAAUUCAUAGUGUCACAAUUUCAUGAGGGACAUACUCAUCUACUUUAUACACCUAGUUGCAAUCUCUUCCAAAAAGAAGGAAGAAAAAUGAACAUAUUGCACAAAAAAAUAAUUGUGAAUAAUUCUAAGGUGAAUAUUGGUCCUGUUACAACUUUUCGAAUGAUGAAGGAAAUUGUUGGAGGAUAUGAUAACAUCGGUGCAUCUAAGAAAGAUUUCAAAAAUUUUCAUAGAGAUUUGAAAGCAUACAUUCAAGGAAGUGAUGCUCAAAUGUUCGUGGAUAACUUUACCAACAAAAAGUUAAUGUGGAGCGCUUUUUUCUUUGAUUUUGAGAUGGAUGAUGAUUAUUGCCUUUGUAGAGCAUUAUGGGCUGAUCCCCUUUGUAAAAAGAGUUACGCUCUAUUUGGUGAUAUGGUAUCCUUUGAUACCACAUACCAAACCAAUAGGUACAACAUGGUGUUUACUCCAUUUACAGGGAUUGACCAUCAUAAGAGCUGCCUUACUUUUGCUGCUGGUUUCAUAGCAAAGGAAGAUAUAGUGUCAUUUGAGUGGUUGUUCAGAUCAUUUCUCAAGGCAAUGGGUGGAAAUGAACCGAAUUGUAUGAUUACAGAUCAAGAUCCAGCAAUGAAAAUUGCUGUUAAAAGUGUGUUUAACAAGACUGAACAUCGCUUCUGUAUGUGGCACAUAAUGAAAAAGUUACCAAAUAAGGUGGAGAAAUCAAUCAUGCAAGAAGAAACUGAUUUCCUAAAAAAAUUAAUGCUUGUGUUUGGCAUCUAG